Messenger RNA from Vespa velutina, 4750 nucleotides. RefSeq names its product mismatch repair endonuclease PMS2 (gene Pms2). Gene Ontology annotation, cellular component: MutLalpha complex. Gene Ontology annotation, molecular function: ATP-dependent DNA damage sensor activity; ATP binding; mismatched DNA binding. The coding region runs from base 288 to 2342 and encodes 684 amino acids. The transcript has 5 exons. The record is from RefSeq and is a predicted model, not a curated record. Gene Ontology annotation, biological process: mismatch repair. NCBI's taxonomy places the organism in Eukaryota, Metazoa, Arthropoda, Insecta, Hymenoptera, Vespidae.
GUUAAUUUUUUUAUAAAAUUGAAUAUUAUAAAAAAAAAUAUACUUUUUUGCGGGAGAAAUCCCAUCGAUUACAAAAGACUGACGAAAGAAUAAAAAAAAAGAAAAAUAUAAAAUUUAAAAAAUUUUCGAAAAAUAUGUGAUAUAAAUAAUGUUUGUAGUUAUCAUGCCGGUAAAAUUCUCGGCAUUUCUCGUACUGUCGUUUUCUGAGUUAAGUCGUACUGAAAGUGAAAGAUUUAUAAAAGAUAUAUCUACAAAAUUAACUUCUUUUUAUUAAAUAUCGAAAUAUAAUGUAUGAACCAAUUGCAACAACAGAAAAAUCGCAGAAGAUCGAGGCGAUAAACAAAGAAACAAUACAUCGUAUUUGUUCUGGACAGGUAGUGAUUGAUCUUUCAAUUGCUGUAAAAGAAUUAGUUGAAAAUAGCUUAGACAGUGGAGCUACAAUUGUUGAUGUAAAGCUAACAGAUUAUGGAAAAACAUGUAUAACUGUCUCAGACAAUGGAAGUGGAGUUGAAGAACAAGAUUUUGAAGGAUUAGGUUUAAAACAUUAUACGUCUAAACUCCGUGAAUUUUCGGACUUAACAGAGGUAAAUACAUUUGGAUUUCGUGGAGAAGCCCUAAGUUCAUUAUGCGCAUUAGGUGAUCUAAGUAUCGUAACCAGACAUUCGACUAAUGAACAUGGAUUCAAAUUGGAAUUUGAUAGGAAUGGUUUAUUAAAAAAGAAAGAAAUAUAUGCUAGAGAAAAGGGAACGUCAGUUCAUGUAAAAAAUAUAUUUAAAAAUCUUCCAGUUAGAGCAAAAGAAUUUCAUAGAAAUAUAAAAAAGGAAUAUACACGUACUAUUCAAAUAUUAUACAGUUAUUGUUUAGUUUCCGUUAAUGCAAAAAUAUCAUGUACAAAUACAAUCUCAGGAAAAUCCUCUAAUCUUAUUGUAAGCACGGCAAAUGCGGAUAGUGUUCUUAAAAAUGUUAUUGCUGUCUUUGGUAAAAAAUCUGUUGAUAGUUUGAUUCAAGUUGAAUUACAACCGCCUGAUGAAACAACCUUAGAAGAAUACAACUUACCAAAUAAUUCCAAGAUAGACUUUGAUUGGGAAUGUUACGUCAGCAGCUGUGAUCAUACCUGUGGUCGUUCUACUCCUGAUAGACAAUUUUUUUAUGUAAAUGGACGACCUUGCGAUCUUGCAAAAAUAAAUAAAUUAAUUAAUCAUAUAUAUCAUAAAUAUAACAAUAAACAAUAUCCUUUUAUAUUUUUAAAUUUAAAAUUGAAUCAAGAAUGUGCUGAUAUUAAUGUUACACCAGACAAAAGAACUAUUUUGUUCACACAUGAAAAAAUAAUUUUAGCCUCUGUUAAAUUUAAUCUGAUAAGAAAAUGGGAGUCCGUGCAAGGAAAUUUUACUGUGAAAACCUUGACAGAAUUAAAUUGUGGAUUUAAAAGAAUAGCUUCUUCUAUUCAUGAGGAUCCACCAGCAAAACGAAUACAACUUUUUCAUAGAUCCCAAAAUAUUGAAAAAAAUAAUGAAAAAGAAGCGCACAUAGAGACAGACAAUGUUUUUGAAGAAAAUAAUGAAGUUGUGGAAAAAUUAUUGAACAUUGAAAUACCUAUCAAUAUAGAAAAAGUAAAAGAAAAGUUCUAUGAAAAAAAGAAAGCAUCUAAGAAUGACGUUACUAAAAAUGUAAAUUUGAAGUACAAAGUACAAAUAGAAGCUGAUCAGAAUAAUGAAGCUGAGAAAGAACUGCAAAGAGAACUUACCAAAGAAUCGUUUACAAAGAUGGAGGUUAUAGGGCAAUUCAAUUUAGGUUUUAUUAUAGCUCUGUUGGAAAAUGAUCUUUUCAUAAUUGAUCAGCAUGCAACAGAUGAAAAAUUUCGUUUCGAAAAAUUAAGUAAUGAGACGAAACUGAAAACUCAAAAAUUAAUUAUACCUAAACCUUUAAAUCUUUCAUCUUUAAAUGAAACUAUUCUCAUAGAACAACGAGAAAUAUUCGAAAGCAAUGGUUUCGAAUUUAAAAUAAAUACUGGAGAUGACGUUGGAAAACGUGUAGAAUUGAUCGGAAUGCCGGUUAGCUUUGGCUGGCAAUUUGGACAAGGAGAUAUAGAAGAAUUAAUUUUUUUAAUUAAAGAAGGAGCGAUAGAAAAUAAAGUUUCUUCUGAAAUUCCUCGUCCAAGUCGAGUUCGGCAAAUGUUAGCAUCAAGAGCAUGUCGCAGCGCAGUUAUGAUCGGUACUGCAUUAAAUAAUGCAGAAAUGCAAAAAUUAAUAAUACAAAUGAGUCAAAUGAAAAAUCCUUGGAAUUGUCCACAUGGUAGACCUACAAUACGACAUCUAUUUUCUUUAUUCCUAAUGAAUGGAUAAUAUUAAACAAUUCUUUUACCUAAAAAAUACACGAGUCAGACGAGAAAGAAAUUUUCUAUUCUUGAAUAAAUAACACUUUGUAAUACUUAUGAUAACGUAUUAAAAAAGUGGCAAAAUUACAUUAAAAUUAAUUAAAAAGCACAAAGGAAAUAACAAAAAGUAUAUUCUUCUGAAUAUUUUGACAAUAUAUAAUUAAGAUUAUAAAUUUAUUAGACACUAAUGGUACGAAAUAUAUUGUAUCCAGAAUGUGCUGUUGAUAUUAUAGUACCAGGACACUGUGGAUGCCAAUGUAAUUCCUUAAUGUCUGUUUGACCUUGAUGUAUAAACAGUAACUGUGGAGGCAAAUCUGUUAUUUCAUUGUCUUUGGAUUCUUCUGAAUGAUCUACUUCUACUGAUAGAUCCCAUUGCGCAAUUUGGUCAUCCGCACCACCUGAAGCAAACACAGUGGCUUCUUGAGGAUGCCACUCUACAGUUGUUACAGGUGCGGUAUGUUGUUUAAAAGUUGCAAGAGGAGUUGAUCCAUUUGGACUAAAUUCUCUCAAAUCCCAUAUACAAAGUAAUCCGUCAUCUCCUCCAGACACAAGAAAUUGAUUUUCUUUGUGAUUCCAAGAAAUGACGUUAAUAUCUGCAGUGUGUGUUCCAGAGACCGAUAGCAUACACGCGGAUUGUGGACUGACCCUUGUAUCCCAUAUCUUUAUACUAUACAGAAAACAAAAUUUUUGUCAAGUACAAAGAUGUACUCAUGUUUUUAAGUAAUAUAUAUUUAUAUAUAAUUCAUAGAAAACCUUUUAUCAACCGAACAAGAAGCCAAAACAUUUCUUUCAUUAGGAGACCAUUGAAUAUCUUCUACACUAUACGGUGCAUGUGAAUUAUAAGGCCUUUGAUCGACUUGCCAAGUUCCACUAGUAUCACUUCCACUGAUGCGCCAUAUGUGUAUAUUACCCUUACAGUCUCCAGAAGCUAAUGUGCCUUUUUCUGUAGGACACCAAUCAAGACCAUAUCCUUCGGUAAGAUGUCCAUUAAAAGUAAACAAUGGUUUUACACCACCAUCAGGUCUCUCACAUUUUUUACGAUAUGAAAGCAGUGAUUCAGUAUUAUCAACUGCUUUCAAUUGUUCAUUCAAAUUCCAAAGGUUUACUCGACCUAAUUCACUCCAACUUGCUGCUAAUGUUGUAUGCUCUAUUUGCGUACACCUAAAAAUAUUAUUAUAGUCGCAUUUUAUAUAAAUGUUCCAAUAAUAAUAUGUAAUAAUUAUAUAUUAUACAUUAAAUAUAUACAUAUAUUUAUUAUAUAUAUUCUAUACCUUAUUCUAUUAACGCAUCCUUGAUGUUUAAUUGGAGCAACCGUCAUAAUUGGAAUUCGUUCAUCGUUCUCAUCUUCAGAAUCGCUUGAUUCGUCUUCUGAAUCUAUAUCUUUUAUCCCAUGCAAAUUUGUCAUUUUCAUAACAAGAAGAUUAUUUACAUGUGCCUUUGCAGCUUGAGUACCAGCAACAAGGUACAUGCUAAGGGGAUAAGUUUCUCUAUCGUUACCAAGAUCAUCUAAUAUUAUGUCAAAGCUAAGACACGGUGCACCAGAUUGUGCAUGAUGCAACAUACGAUACGUAGAUUUAUCAACAAUAAGUUCCUCCUCUGGAUCUAAAGGUUGUCCAGGUAGAUACACUUUUGAUUCUACUUUAUUAUCCUUCUGAUCCUCAUCUUCAUUUUCUAUAAUUUUUUCACUUUCCGCAUCCUCGCUACUAUUAUCCAUACUUUCAUCUUCAGUAUUAUUCAUUACUUCAUGAUCCAUUUCUUCCGACAUCUUUAUAGAAAUUUGGAAAAAAAAAUGAGGAAUAAAAAUUCUGUAAGAGGUGUACGAAGAGAAAUUAACCUCAAAAAAUGAUACUAAUUAGAUAAAUAAUUAUUAAUAAUAAUACAUAUAUAAUAUUGAAUUAAUAUUAAAUAUUAAGUAUUAUUUGAUAGAUAGAUAUAAUAAUGGUAUAAAAAUAUCGAAUAUUUAUUUACCUUUAACAAAAUUCAAAUUUGUAUAUACUAUUCAAAAGCACAGGUCAACACGUGUAUGUGAUUGAUUCCAAAAUGUAUAUACACGAUAACUUGCAAAUUAUGUUUCCUGUACGAUCUACUUCUGCCAUCUAUAUUUGAAUAUAAUAGAAGACUAUCAAUAAAAUAUAUUAAUAAUAAUAAAAAUUGUUUAUAUCAAUGAACGAAAUGUUAGCUAUGAUUUUUAAUUUUAUUUAUGCAAAUAUUUUUCUAAAUUUUAUUAACGAUUGAUCAAUAAAUAUAUCUUACAAGUAAAACUUUCCACUAGACUAGUCAUAAUACAUUAGAAACCAUAAAAUAUAUAUAAGUAAUUAUUCCCAACAAGUUAUUAUAUAAUUAUAUAUUGUUAUUGAACAAUCUACUCAAUAAAAG